AUACAUGGCUCUGGCUACUCUGUGAAGUUGGUAAAUAGGGUUUGACCUCGUGGGAGAGAGAGAGAGAGAGAGAGAGAGAGAGAGGAGAGAGAGAGGAGAGAGAGAGAGAGAGAGAGAGAGAGAGAGAGAGAGAGAGAGAGAGAGAGAGAGAGAGAGAGAGAGAGAGAGAGAGAGAGAGAGAGAGAGAGAGAGGAUUACGGAGACAGCAGCAGGGGGAGGAGUGCGACCGACUCACAACCUGCAACUCUAACAACAACAACCUUGUGCAAAGGAAAGCCCCACGUGAACGUGCUGUUAUAUGCAUUUAUACUAGAUAAAGAUAAAUUAGUUUGACUGGCGUUUAUCUGACAGAGAACAAGCGGAGACGACAGCUACUGUCCAUCAUGGCAGGCGAUAUGAUAUUAGUGAUGCGAGGCUUAGCUAAGUUGAGCCAGGCUGUUGUAGAGACUCAGAGCAGCACCCUGCGCAAUGGAACUGGGGUCCCCGGAGUUGGUGCUGCAGUCCAAAGUGUCCAAUCAGCUGCUGAGCAAGGCCUCUCUGCUGCUAUGAUGAAAAUGCAGGAACUGACUGGCCAGCAGCAGACGUCUUCAUCAGAGUCAGAAUUUGACUUUCCUCAGGAUGACAGUGCUUUCGCAGCUUCAGAAUUCAGGGAGGAAGGUGUGGACUUUACAGUGGAUCACAAAGGAAGUAGUGAUGAGAGCGCAGCAGCAGGAGCGAGCCAUGUCAGUGGCAAACAGUCGUUGUUUGAGGGAUACAAAGAUCCCAGCAAACAGUUUAGUGGACACGCCAGAUCUUACCACCAAGAUGCCAGACAUUUUUACAGCCACAGUCUAAACAGGCAUUUGUGGGGACAACUAUACCGUCAGCAUCAGCUCAGGAGCUACCAUCAGGACCCGUCCACCGUUGGAGGGCUGACGGCCGAAGACAUCGAAAAAGCAAGACAGGGCAAGAAGGUUGAGAUCAAAUCACACAAACAGAUGCUGAGUGAGGGAGCCAGAGAGAGGAAAGUUCCAGUGACUCGACUCAGCAGACUGGCCAACUUUGGAAGUCUAGCUGUAGGUUUGGGGAUCGGAGCACUGGCAGAAGUUGCCAAGAAGAGCAUCAGACACAAUACAGCAGGUGAUAAGAAAGGCGUUCUGGACUCCAGCCCCUUCCUGUCCGAGGCCAACGCUGAACGCAUCGUCAGAACUUUGUGUAAAGUCAGAGGAGCUGCAUUAAAACUGGGACAGAUGCUCAGCAUUCAAGAUGAUGCAUUCAUCAACCCCCAACUCGCCAAGAUCUUUGAGCGUGUAAGACAGAGUGCUGACUUCAUGCCAAUCAAGCAAAUGACAAAAGCGUUGAACAGUGACUUGGGUGCUAACUGGCGAGACAAGCUGGAAUCGUUUGAGGAGCGUCCGUUUGCAGCGGCAUCUAUCGGCCAAGUUCACCUGGCGAAGAUGAAGGACGGCAGGGAGGUGGCCAUGAAAAUACAGUACCCCGGUGUGGCUCAGAGCAUCAACAGCGACGUCAACAACUUGAUGACGGUGUUGAAUAUAAGCAAUGCCCUGCCUGAUGGUCUGUUUCCAGAGCACCUGAUAGACGUAAUGAGAAGAGAGCUAACACUAGAGUGCGAUUACAUUAGAGAAGCCCAGUGUGCAAAGAAGUUCAGGGAGCUUUUGAAGGACCAAGAGUUCUUCUACGUACCAGAGGUGAUCGAGGAGCUGAGCGGCAGCUAUGUCCUGACCACAGAGCUUGUCCCCGGGUUUCCUCUCGACCAGGCUGACAGCCUCACGCAGGAUCUGAAGAACGAGAUCUGCGAGAACAUCUUGAAGUUGUGCCUCAGAGAGCUGUUUGAGUUCAGAUACAUGCAGACUGACCCAAACUGGUCCAACUUCUUCUAUGAUCCACAGACACACAGGGUGGCACUGUUGGACUUUGGAGCCACGAGAGGAUUCGAUAGGAGUUUCACAGACGCCUACGUGGAGGUAAUCCGUUCAGCUGCUGAGGGCAACAGAGAGGGAGUUCUGAAGAAAUCUAUCGAGAUGAAGUUCCUGACCGGGUAUGAGUCCAAGGCAAUGAUGCAAGCCCACGUGGACGCAGUGAUGAUCCUCGGCGAAGCCUUUGCCUCCACAGACACGUUCGAGUUCGGCUCUCAGUCCACCACCGAGAGAAUCCACAACCUCAUCCCUGUGAUGCUCAAACACCGGCUCACCCCGCCUCCCGAGGAGACGUACUCACUCCACCGCAAGAUGGGAGGCUCAUUCCUUAUCUGUGCCCGGCUGAAUGCAAAGCUGAGUUGUAAGGACAUGUUCCAAACAAUAUAUCAAAAGUACUGGGAAGGCCGCACACCGCCCUCUCACUAAGCCUAAACCAACCCAGAGUGUCAGACGAUGUGAUGGAUCCUGCACGGCAAAGUGCAAAUCAACGGCGAGGUUGUGAAGACGCACAUCUGCAGGGCGGAGAUCAUGUUACCCGCCUUUAACUGGUAAUCAAGUACCAACUUAUUUUUUGCGUCCCACUACAAUGACUUUCUGAAAGGUACUUAUUAGCAGCCAUUAUUUCAUUGUUUGAGCGGGAGCAGCAACAGGUUGUCUGGAGUGCUUUAAGACCAAACUCUUUAUAUGGCCCCGCGAGGACAGACUGAAAAGGGAGAACGACAAACAGCCUCGGUAUCGUAGUUCAGGUGUGAAAUGAAUGUAAAAAGGUUGGAAUUUUAUCUCUUCUCUGAUGUUUUCAAGAUGAUUCUUGCAUUUGCUUGUGUUUUGCGUUGCUGUGUUUUGUUGAACUUUUGGAAAAUCACACCAACUGUCGAAUUUGCAGGAAAUGUUCUGGGUGAAAACAUGAACCAUUGAUUGUAUUAAGGAAGAGAAUUGAACUCUUUAUGUAGUAUAUGGUCAGUAUGGGGCACAGUAUUAGCCAGGACCAACAUGUCUGGAAAGUUUGAUUUAAAUUGUCUGGAUAUCAGUUACAUUGCUUACUAAAUAAAUGUCGCCGUUAUGAUGAGCACAAAUUGAUUUCACAAUGUUGCCAGGCGAUCAAGUUCAGGUUGAUUUAUAAAUGUGUAGAAAAUAUGACAAACUGGAACUAUCAGCAUUUGCACACAAGGAAAGGAUCACUUUUAACUCAUGUAUGUACAUUUUCUUUAUCCGUGUAGACAUCCAUAUUUCAGUUGCUGUUUGUAGCUUUUUUAGGUAAAAACUCUCGGGGCAGAAUAUGAAUUCAAACUGUCUCUUUCACCAUAACAUAACAUCCAGGAUCUAUUUGUGAUAAUGAACCUCGGGUUAAAGCUAUGUUUUAUAUUUUAUGUCCCGUCUGAUGAUUGUCUUCAAACUGUCCAUAUGAGCUCAUGAAUUCCAGUUGAAUACUAACAAAAAUGUUAGCAUUAUGGUCCAGAAUUUAAAUUCUGUCAGACACAAUUCAGUUUUUUUUGUACCAAAGCAUCUCUAUUCUACUGUAACUGCAGAACGAUAACAUCAUAGCAGCUCAGUGUGACUGAGCACAUCAACCUGUGUUUAAUCAUGAAUGUUGAUGAAGAAGAUCAUCCCAUCAUGUAAAACUCUUCUGCUGUUUGGAUACAGUUAUAAUGGUCUCUGGUGUGAAAAUAGAACAAAUAAAAUACAAGGUGCCUGUAG
Molecule: messenger RNA, 3611 nt
Organism: Cottoperca gobio
Lineage: Eukaryota; Metazoa; Chordata; Actinopteri; Perciformes; Bovichtidae
Gene: coq8aa
Product: coenzyme Q8A, genome duplicate a
Exons: 17
Coding region: 384-2342 (652 amino acids)
Biological process (GO): ubiquinone biosynthetic process
Source: RefSeq, a predicted model, not a curated record